Messenger RNA from Miscanthus lutarioriparius, 1089 nucleotides. NCBI's taxonomy places the organism in Eukaryota, Viridiplantae, Streptophyta, Magnoliopsida, Poales, Poaceae. The record is from the annotation of a GenBank genome assembly.
AUGGGGCUUGAUUACUACAAGAUCCUGGGCGUCGACAAGGGCGCCACCGACGACGACCUCAAGAAGGCCUACCGCAAGCUCGCCAUGAAGUGGCACCCCGACAAGAACCCCAACAACAAGAAGGAGGCCGAGAGCAAGUUCAAGCAGAUCUCGGAGGCGUACGAGGUGCUGAGCGACCCGCAGAAGCGCGCGGUGUACGACCAGUACGGCGAGGAGGGGCUCAAGGGGCAAGUGCCGCCGCCGGCCGCCGGCGGGGCGGGCUCCGGCGGCGCGACCUUCUUCUCCACGGGCGGCGACGGGCCGACGGUGUUCCGGUUCAACCCGCGCAACGCGGAGGACAUCUUCGCCGAGGUCUUCGGCGGCUCCAGCCCCUUCGGCGGUAUGGGCGGCGGUGGCAUGGGCGGCAGCGGCAUGGGGGGUGGGAUGCCCGGCAUGCGGACCGGCGGGACGAGGUUCUCCUCGUCCAUCUUCGGGGACGAUAUAUUCGGCUCUGCGUUCGGCGGCGGCCCGGACGGGCACGGCAUGCACACCGGCGGGCGGCCCGUGAAGGCGCCGGCCAUCGAGCGGAAGUUGCCGUGCAGCCUGGAGGAGCUGUACAAGGGCACCACAAAAAAGAUGAAGAUUUCCAGGGAAAUUGCUGACGCCAGUGGGAAGACAAUCCCUGUGGAAGAGAUCCUAACGAUCGACGUGAAGCCCGGGUGGAAGAAGGGCACCAAGAUCACCUUCCCAGAGAAGGGCAACGAGACACCCAACACGAUCCCGGCGGACCUCGUCUUCAUCAUCGACGAGAAGCCGCACCCGGUGUUCACCCGCGACGGCAACGACCUGGUGGUGACCCAGAAGAUCCCUCUGGCGGAAGCCCUGACGGGGUACAAUGCACACGUGACGACGCUGGACGGGCGCAGCCUGACGGUGCCGAUCAGCUCCGUGAUCCACCCGGGGUACGAGGAGGUGGUGCGCGGGGAGGGCAUGCCCAUCCCCAAGGACCCGUCCAGGAAGGGCAACCUCCGGAUCAAGUUCGACAUCAAGUUCCCGGCGAGGCUCACGUCGGACCAGAAGGCCGGCGUCAAGAGGCUUCUCGGGCAGUAG